CCUCAAAACGUUCACACACUGGCCUCAACAUUUAUCACAGAAACCAAAAGAGCUGGCAGAUGCAGGGAUGCAUUACACAGGUGUUGACGACACUUGCCGCUGCUUUGCAUGUGACGGUGGUUUGAGGAACUGGGAACCAGGAGAUGAUCCCUGGAUAGAACAUUGCAGAUGGUUUCCGGCGUGUCCUUAUGCACGGGCGGUAAAAGGCGACGAGUUUAUUAGCAUCGUCCAACAUUCUGCUGAUCAGGCCUUGAAAGAAAAUCGUCGAGAUGAGAUUAGCGAUGCUCUGGCUGCUUUAAUUCAGCGCAUAAUCGACAGAUUUCGAAGCAUGCUUAUACAGGACAUGGGGUUUCCUAUCAACGAUGUAAUAACCGCUGUUCUCGAACUUGUACAACAAGCCAUCACUGACCCAGAUAUUGAGGAUAUCGUAUUUCGCCUGGAGAAACAUUAUUGAAACAAGACCAACUAUCAAAAGACUUGCUAUUGUGCCAUUCCUGCCACUCCAACCAAGUGAACUGCUUGUUCCUACCUUGCGGCCAUCACAAGUACUGCUUGGAAUGCACGCAAUACAUUGAUAAAUGCCCGGAUUGCGGCAGACAUGUAACGGAACGGAUUCGCCAAAUGGCGUGAACAUUGUAUUAUUUACAUGGCGAAACGAAAAUGGUACAUUAUAUGUUUGUAAAUAUUGUAAUUAACUUGUGUGUGAGUGUUAUAAAAAUAGGAUAUUGGUUGAAUAAAACGUAUACAUGUUUAA
This is a messenger RNA of Dreissena polymorpha, 754 nucleotides long. RefSeq names its product E3 ubiquitin-protein ligase XIAP-like. Gene Ontology annotation, biological process: negative regulation of apoptotic process; regulation of cell cycle. The coding region runs from base 68 to 454 and encodes 128 amino acids. The record is from RefSeq and is a predicted model, not a curated record. Lineage: Eukaryota; Metazoa; Mollusca; Bivalvia; Myida; Dreissenidae. Gene Ontology annotation, cellular component: spindle microtubule; nucleus; cytoplasm. The transcript has 5 exons. Gene Ontology annotation, molecular function: cysteine-type endopeptidase inhibitor activity involved in apoptotic process.